Molecule: messenger RNA, 1449 nt
Organism: Sorex araneus (European shrew)
Lineage: Eukaryota; Metazoa; Chordata; Mammalia; Eulipotyphla; Soricidae
Gene: GMDS
Product: GDP-mannose 4,6-dehydratase
Exons: 12
Coding region: 70-1200 (376 amino acids)
Biological process (GO): GDP-mannose metabolic process
Molecular function (GO): GDP-mannose 4,6-dehydratase activity
Source: RefSeq, a predicted model, not a curated record
GCCGCGACCCUGUCAGCGCGGCGCGGAGGGCGCGGGCGGUCCUGCGGCGGCGACGGCGACGGCGGCGGCAUGGCUCAGGCGGCGGGCAGCAGCCCCAGGCGGGUGGCGCUCAUCACGGGCAUCACGGGCCAGGAUGGCUCGUACCUGGCCGAGUUCCUGCUGGAGAAGGGCUACGAGGUCCACGGCAUCGUCCGCCGGUCAAGCUCCUUCAACACGGGCCGCAUCGAACACCUAUACAAGAACCCCCACGCGCACAUUGAAGGGAACAUGAAGCUGCACUACGGGGACCUCACCGACAGCACCUGCCUCGUGAAGAUCAUCAACGAAGUCAAGCCCUCGGAGGUCUACAACCUGGGCGCCCAGAGCCAUGUCAAGAUCUCCUUCGACCUGGCGGAGUACACGGCCGACGUGGACGGCGUGGGCACGCUGCGUCUCCUGGACGCCAUCAAGACCUGCGGCCUGAUCCACUCGGUGCGGUUCUACCAGGCGUCCACGAGCGAGCUGUACGGGAAGGUGCAGGAGACGCCGCAGCGGGAGACCACGCCCUUCUACCCGAGGUCCCCCUACGGGGCUGCCAAGCUUUACGCCUACUGGAUCGUGGUGAACUUCCGGGAGGCCUACAACCUGUUCGCGGUGAACGGCAUCCUCUUCAACCACGAGAGUCCCCGGAGGGGAGCUAAUUUUGUGACUCGAAAAAUUAGCCGGUCUGUAGCGAAGAUUUACCUCGGACAACUGGAAUGUUUCAACCUGGGGAAUCUGGAUGCCAAGCGGGACUGGGGUCACGCCAAGGACUACGUGGAGGCCAUGUGGCUGAUGCUGCAGAACGACGAGCCCGAGGACUUCGUCAUCGCCACAGGCGAGGUCCACAGCGUCCGCGAGUUCGUGGAGAAGUCCUUCGCGCACGUCGGGAUGACCAUCGUGUGGGAAGGGAAGAACGAGAACGAAGUGGGCAGGUGUAAGGAGACCGGCAAAGUGCACGUGACCGUCGACCUCAAGUACUACCGGCCCACGGAAGUGCUCCCUCGCACGCGACCAGCUCCCCGGAAGUGGCUGCUGGCGUGGGCCCAGGACUUCCUCCAAGGAGACUGCACCAAAGCGAAACAGAAGCUGAACUGGAAGCCCCGGGUGGCCUUUGAUGAGCUGGUGAGGGAGAUGGUGGACGCUGACGUGGAGCUCAUGAGGAACAACCCGAACGCCUAAGCAAGCGGUCCCGGACGUCAGGGGGUGGCGUCUCCGUGGGCCCAGGCCGGGGUUCGCCGUGGCCGGGAAGCGCUGUCCGGCCCGCUCUGAACGGUUUUGUGAAAUCAACAAGAUGUCUUAAUCACAGGGUCACUUUCCUGGGACCCGUGUCCUUGGACAACCGGAAAAUUGUGGGGCUUUCAAAUUGGUUAUUUUUGAUUCUCCCCUUCUCUCUUUUCUUAUUAAAAAUCACCUUUCUAUGAAGCAGCA